Messenger RNA from Drosophila biarmipes, 19925 nucleotides. RefSeq names its product protein split ends (gene spen). Gene Ontology annotation, biological process: regulation of transcription by RNA polymerase II. Gene Ontology annotation, cellular component: nucleus. NCBI's taxonomy places the organism in Eukaryota, Metazoa, Arthropoda, Insecta, Diptera, Drosophilidae. Gene Ontology annotation, molecular function: mRNA binding. The record is from RefSeq and is a predicted model, not a curated record. The transcript is spliced from 13 exons. The coding region runs from base 1027 to 17916 and encodes 5629 amino acids.
CGGACUGAACGGAUCGCGCGCGUCGUACGCAGCGGAAAAAAGCAGUACAACAACGGCGGCGGGGCGGUUAAACAAAACGCCGCCAAAACACACACAGCGAAAAAAUUAUUGUUAUUAUCUGAAAGUGCCCCACCCCUCCCCUCUCAGUGUGUGUGCGAGCAUCGGCGGAUACCUGUGUGUGAGUGCGCGAGUGUGUUUGCGUGCGAAAGUGCAUUAAUUACACCGAUACCAAUACCAAGGCAGAAGCAGCAGCAGCAGCAACAUCAGCGAGAGAAAGAGUUACCACAAAUGCAAAUACAGUAAAAUAAAAUACAAACAAAAACAGAGGCGCAGCGAAUGGAAGUGGAAAUCGAGCAUCCACACAGAGCCCAAUAAAUGAUAAAAAUUUAAUUUUUUUGUUGUUUCCAAUUCAAUUUUGUGAUGCUUUUUCUGUCGAAUGCAAUUCGCAGGAGUCGCAGUAAAAAGCCACCCCAAAUCCAAAGUGCAUAAAUCCACGGAAAACAACAGAAAAUACACCCAGUAAAGUCGAAUCGGUGCAAUUGGACUCGGAUCGGGUUUUCGCUUCGGUACGCAGAAAGGCAGAACUCAACGGGCGCGUCGAUACCUUUUUUGGAAGUUUUCGAAAGAGCAACACCGAAAGCAUUGCCUCGAAAUCCAAUCAGUAAAAUGCGCAAGUUUCGAAUACGGUCCAAAGCGGGUUAAUAAACGUACAAAGCCAGCGAAAAAGGAUCCGAUGCUCAGCCAAGGAAAGCCGCUCCAAUGGUCUCUCAACGCAAAUGUGCUAAAAAUGUGCAAGUGAAGCGGAAAUCUUACCAAAGUAAUUGAAAGAAAGAUAUCCAUAAAGCCCCCAAAUCAAACAAGCCGAGAAUCCUAACAAUCCCCACACUGGAAUAUAUAAAAGAGUGCAUAAUGUUCAAUGGGAAGGAGGGCUCCCAUUUAAAAUGAUGCCCCUCCAUACGCGGCAUACGACGCAAUGCUCCUCCUAAAUAGAAGAAGAUUCUGCUGCGAGUGUUCCGUUUUCGAAACAUGGUACGCGACAGUAGCCGUAACAUUUGUUUUGGAAAAUUAACCGAAACUUCUACGCCGCACCACCAACAACAACAACAGCAACAGCAACAACACUUCGUUGUGGAUAGCAGCACCAUUAACAAUAACAACAAUAAUAACAACAUCAACAACAAUAAUCAGAAAUUGAAAAGGUCUACAGAGGAACCACCGACAAACAGCUUCGAAAGGAACUACUACGACCGCACCAGCAGCCGCUUAGUCAGUCAAUAUCAGACGAGCAACUCCGCCUCCUUGGCCAAUUCUAACUCAAUCUCCAGUCCCUCGUCCGUGAGCGCCUCCGCGUCAGUGUCCGCAUCGGCGGCUGGAGGAUCCUCCGAGAGAUCGCGCAACCGAGAUCGCUUGUACAGGAAUGGUUCUGCCAGCGGUCACAGCGGCGGCAUCAACAGCAGCGGCAACAGCAGCAACACGACGACGACGACAGCAGCCUGCACAGCUGGAGCUGGAGGAUCUGGAACGGGUGGAGCUGGAGGAUUGAUAGUAUCAGGAGCUGGAGGAGUGCCGCAGGCGCUAGGCGACCGGAGCAGCAGCCACAAUAUCCACCAGAAUCAGCAGAGCGCGCGGGUGGCACCACCACAGUCAUGGUACGAAGCCGCCGCUGCUGCAACGACGGCCCAAUUAAAAAGUCCUGGUGGCAGUGGCAAUGCCGGCGCCUCAGCAGCCGGUGGCUUUACAAUGAGCAGCUCACCGAUCAACCAUCAUCAGCACCAGCACCCACAUCUUCAGAAUCCUCAACACCCGCACUACAGCAGCAGCACAGCGGCAGGAGCCGUAGGAUCCUGUCCAUCUCCCGCCCAAGGACAGUUACAGAUCCAAUCGCAGACUACGGCCGUGCAUCGGAGCGUGGCUUAUGCGGGGAGUGCUGCGGAUGACUUGCUAACCACCGCCACCUCGCGCAAGAUGCACCACCUUCACAGUAGCAAACUCAAUAAGCUACUUAAGGGGGCAGGAGCAGCGGGCAGCGGAGGAGCACGCUCUGGUUCGGAAUCGCCAGGAGGAGCUGGAGGAGCUGCUCCGUUGGCGACGACAAGUACAAUCACAAACAAUAGUUUUAGUAGUAAUAGUUUAAAUAAUACAAUAACCACGGCAACUCCAACGAUGCCCACUGUAGUAUCUGGAGCUGCAGGAUCGGUAGGACUAGGAUCUGGAUCAGCUGUGGGAGCAGCUUCCAAUCCCGGUUCCGGCUUGGCCAGCGGUGACAUUCUAAAUGUGGCCGCUGCUUUGGCCGCCGCUGUGGACAAUGUUAUGCCAGUGCAUGCGAUCCGGACGCGACACCACCUGCACGGACGCAGCACCACCUCCUCCAGUCGCUCGCACUCGCGUUCGCCGAGUAGCUACAGCAGUUCGCAUAGCUCAUCGUCCUCAUCGCACUCCUCAUCCCACUCGCACGCGUCCAGUCCCGUCCAGUCUACGGGCAAUUGUGCGAUGGCAGAGGGGCGCGGCGGGCGUACCCUCCAGUCCGUCGCCGUUACCAGCAACUCUUCAAAUCCCAGUGGCAAUGCUGGCAACGCCAGUAGCGCAGGCGGCGGCGGAGGCUGUGGCUCCAGUUCAUCCUCAAGCAGUAGCUCUAGUUCCAGUGGAUCCUCCUCGUGUCUGCCGGCCAAUCCCGUGGUGCAUUCCGAAGACAACCGGCCGCUGGCGAUACGUGUCCGCAACCUGCCCGCCCGUUCCUCGGACACAUCGCUCAAGGAUGGUUUAUUUCAUGAGUACAAAAAGCACGGCAAGGUCACGUGGGUCAAGGUGGUGGGCCAAAACUCGGAGCGGUAUGCUUUAGUUUGCUUUAAGAAGCCUGAUGACGUCGAAAAAGCUCUGGAGGUCUCGCAUGAUAAGCACUUUUUCGGUUGCAAGAUCGAGGUAGAACCUUAUCAGGGCUACGAUGUCGAGGACAACGAGUUCCGCCCCUAUGAAGCUGAGCUCGAUGAGUACCAUCCAAAGUCUACAAGGACGCUCUUUAUCGGGAACCUUGAGAAGGACAUUACCGCCGGCGAGCUGCGUGGCCACUUUGAGGGCUUUGGUGAGAUCAUUGAGAUCGACAUCAAGAAGCAGGGCCUAAAUGCCUACGCGUUCUGUCAGUAUUCGGAUAUUGUCUCAGUGGUGAAGGCAAUGCGCAAAAUGGACGGAGAGCACUUGGGCAGUAACCGGAUUAAGUUGGGCUUUGGAAAAUCAAUGCCCACCAAUUGCGUUUGGAUUGAUGGUGUCGGCGAAAAGGUUUCCGAGUCGUUUCUUCAGUCACAGUUCACGCGAUUUGGGACAGUGACCAAAGUCAGCAUCGAUCGGAACAAGCAGUUGGCCCUAGUGCUGUACGACCAGGUGCAGAAUGCCCAAGCCGCAGUGAAAGACAUGCGCGGGACGAUCAUGCGGGGCAGAAAGCUGCAAGUGGAUUUUGCAUCGAGGGAGUGUCAGGAUGCCUUCUAUGACAAGCUGGAGAAGCAGCAACAGCAACAGGGUUCGAGUUCUAUCUCGCGCUUUAGUCGCUAUGAGCCGACUGCCUCCUCAUCGCAAUCCCGAUCCCGCGCGUCUUCCUUUAGCCGCCACCAGAACAACUCAAACGACGGAUGCUCGCCUGGAAGCACGCCGGGAGGAGCUAGCAGUGGAAAUGCCACUGGAAGCAGUACAAUUAACCAAAGCACCAACAGCAUCAUCACUUCAAGCAUUGGUACCACUGCCUCCAGUGCAAUGCCAGCUCCAAGUUUAGCGCCUGCUUCAGUAAGCAGUAGUGGCAACAACUCCGGAACGAUGCCUGCAGCCGCAUCCAUGCCCUCGACGCCAAGCUCGUCUUCUAGUUCGAUGCCCAUGUCUCCGGCUGCUCUGGCGCAAAGGCAUCGAAUGGCUCGAAAUGCGCGUCAAACCGUUGACUGUGAUUUCAACGAUGUGGGUCGCCUUCGGUUUCGCAACUCUGAGGAGGUUGCUGGAGGUUCAGGAAAUUCCACGCUGUUUGAGGAAGUUCGCUCCGAUUCCCCAGUACUCGCUCGUCAAGGAACAGCUUUAUCUGGAUCUGCCGGAGCCGUGGGAGAAUCAAUCGAUGGAACGAUAAACAGUAUCCAAAUUGGUGGUGGAGCAAUUGCAACGUCGGGAUCAGAAGGCUUCACCGGAUCUGGCAGCAACAGUCUUAGCCGGAGACGUUGCGGUAAGACACCUAAAGACUUGCACUCCGUGCACAAUCAACGUUUCCAUUUGGCAGAACAACUCGAGGAGUGCCCCUCCAGUGGUGAUGAGGGUGUGGUCAGUCCGCGUAAGCGAAUAAAAAUGGAUUACCACCAUCACCAACAUCAUUCCAAUGCUAGUGGGCUGGAGUCCACUGGAGAACACAGCAGCAUCAACAAACCCAGCCCCCUUUCCUUGUCCAACUGUGAUGUGAUACACGAUCCUCUUAACCGCAAAAGCGAAAUACGCAGGGUGUCCGAGACCCCGAGUGGUUCCCCCAGCAUGAAGUUUCCCGGCCACCUGCCGUCGGCGCCUCCAUCCAUGAUGCUUAGCUGCCGGCGCCCGUCCAUUGAUGUAGGAGCACUGUCGGCGCUCUCUAGCUCCUCGGCUUUCCGUCACGGAAUCGUUGGAGCUAGCAGCAUGGAUCAACAGCAUAUGUUGAACGCUUCCUUGGCUGCAAAGAGGAGACGAGUGACCAACUCCAUGCAGCAGCCAAGCUCAUCCUCAACCAGCAAUAAUUCUGGUGGAUCUGGCUUAGGCGGCAUAAGUAGUCUAACGCCGACGGAUGACUACCAUCAUCACGUCUCGAGAGGCAGGGGCCAUCAGCUACAUUCCCAUCACUCCCACGAGGCCAGCGGUGGAGAAAGUGCGGACGGGUCUCGUCCUGGAACACCGCUGUGCGAUGAGCGACCUGAGGUCUUGCCCACAGAGCCACGCCGCCUGCCUCCGCCUAGAGAAAGAGCGCGAGAGAGAGUGCGGGAUGUCAUGUGGCUUCCCCUGCCAAAAUUCGGUGUGCUCUUUUUCCAACAACAGCAAUCCAGAGGCAGUGGAAGCGGAGGGGGAAGCAGCUACCUACAGCCGCAACUGGGGGCAGGGUCGUCCGGAGGUUUGGGAGGUUUAGGAACUUCUUCGACCUCGGCAUGCUCCCUCAAUAACUCUAGUCUAAACGCCAGUCAGGCAAUAAGCUCCUGUUCUGGAACUGUAUUGCUGCCCAGCCCAUCCUCACGAUAUUGGCGAUCGUCCUCGCACCACCAACACCAUCAGCAUAAUCACCAGCAGCAGUCGCAGCAAUUGCAUGGAUCCACAUCUUCCAAUUCUGGUUUGAUGGCCAGUCCGGCACGCCCACGCUCACUUAGUUCCAAUUCCAGCGAUUCUGACGUACCUGGUCAAAAUGCUGGCGGAAGUCCAUCGUUGGAUGAGCGACUUCGCAACUUUGAGGAGAACUACGAGAGAUGGUCUGGAGGAAGCAGCAGAGAUCAUGCUUCAAGUCAUACCCCCUCUAGUGCCACGCCAUCCUGGCAGCUCUCCAUGCACAUGAACUUGGGGAGCAGCUUGAAUUCGCAUCAAACAAGUUCGGGGUCCGGGAAUAGCAACAGUUCAAGUGGUACAGUAUCGAGCUCCACGAGCAAUUCUCGGCACAAGUUUCUAGACAUUGACGAGCUGCAACCUUCGGACAUUGUCAAAUCCGUACUAGCCAAAAAAAGCAUAUUCGAUGACGAUUUCCAACGGCUAAAUAAAAACCAGUGGUACGAUCCAGCCAGCUCUGACUUCGCUUUGGGCUCCAGCUCCAAUAUUGUGGUGGGAUCUUCAUUGGGAUCUAGUGCAUCCCGACAUGCUGGUGGCGCAAGCAGCGGAAACACCUCACCUGCCUUGCCCAAUCUCGCGGCAACUAAAACAACUCCAAUUAUUGGAAACUGUGGUGGUGGUUUGGGAAAUUCGACGAGUAGCAAAACGGCGGGAUUGCUCCAGAGGCUCAGCAGUUUGUCACCCAUGAACUCACCUCAAGCUUCGAUGUCGCCCUAUAACAGCCCAUCACCCUCACCUUCGGUGGGAGGAGCUACGUCCGCUAGCCAUGGACAGUUGAACAAACCUACAGCUCCGGGAGCUGCAAGUGGAGGACUCAGUGGAGGAUCUACCGCCGCCUCUUCCUCACCAGCUACCAAUUCGGGACCCACUAAGGGUCUCCAGUACCCGUUUCCAAGUCACCCGCCACUGCCAAACACCGCUGCACCACCGCCGGCCGUGCAGCCAGCGCCACCACCUCCUCCAGAAAUGGCAAAACAAUCGAGAUCGGUUGUACACAGUUCAGGAAGCAAUCUGACCAAGAGUUUAAGCGUGCCAGAUGCUCCUCAACAGUCACCAGCGAGAAUACAGCUUCAGAAAUCUGCCUCAGUGCCAGGGAGUACUAACGUGGGCACCACCAACAGCUUAUCCUCAGGAUCUACAACCGGAUCUACGAGUAUAUCUGCAUCUACUUCAUCAUCAUCGUCCAACGGUAACAGUUCCUCAACCACAACAACGUCACAUGUACAAAAGCCACCACAACCGACCUAUAGCGAGGAGGAGCAGUCGAAAAAGAGUGGUACCUCGUCAUCGCAAUCCUCCAGUUCCAGCUCGAAGAAGGUCAGCAGCAGCCAUGACAAAUCUCACAGCAAGCACAACAACCGAUCGGACAGCGACAAGAAGAACAAAAAGUCUGAAAAAAAUUCGUCAUCUCAUUCGUCGUCCUCCGAUAAGCGGAAGAACUCGACUGCUUCCCAGUCCUCCAAAUCAGCUACUCCCCGGAUCGAAGACGACUCCAGUGAACCCGAUGAGUCGGCAGAGAAAUCCGAAAAGGACCAGCGCCACGAGAGGGAAAAGAAGGAGCGUCAGGAAAAGGAGAAAAGAGAAAAGGAUCUGCGUAAGCAGCACGAGCGAGAGGAGAAGGAGCGAAAGGCCUUGCAGGAGGAAAGAGAGAAGGAGGAUCGAAAGGCUAAGGAGGAGAAAGAAAAGGAAAAGGAGCGGGAGAAAAAGGCCCAGGAGGAUCGGGAAAAAAAGGAAAGAGAAGAGCGAGAGCUUAGAGAGAAGGAGCAGCGUGAAAAGGAACAAAAGGAAAAAGAAAUCCGAGAAAAGGAGAUGCGCGAAAAGGAGCUAAGGGAAAAGGAGUUGCGAGAUAAAGAUCAAAGGGAAAAGGAGCAGCGUGAGAAGGAGCAAAGGGAAAAGGAGUAUCACCGCGAGAAGGAUCAACGUGAGAGGGAGCAGCGGGAAAAGGAACAAUCUCGCCGAGCCAUGGAUUCGGAGCAAGAAGCUCGCUUGGGUCGCAUGCGUGAACUCUCUUCGUAUCACAAAAGCAAAGCAGAUGCCACCGUAGAGGCUAGCAGCUUUUAUUCCCACAACAAUGCCUCUUCCUCAACUGCUCCAAUCGACUGUCACCACAACAAGGAAAACGCUGCGGAAGCCACUUCUCCCAAUACUCCGAAUGCUUCCCCAUCAACACCUUCAGAAAACGCAUCCAAGGAUCGCUCCCGAAAGUUGUCUAGAAAUUCGCCAGUGCGCUUGCAUAAACGACGACUUAGCUCACAAGAAAGCAACCACAGUGCCGGAGUAGGCGGAGGAUCGAGUCAACAGAACCACCAUGAAGACUAUGUGAAGCGAAUAAGAAUGGAAAGCUCUCAGAAUACAUCGGCUCACAACAGUAAUCAAAGGUUGAAUGACCGCCGGGACUCCAAGGAACACAAGAGCAAUAGUUCUAAGGAAGAUAAAACUAGUAGUUCUCACACCUCAAAGUCCCAUGGUAGUGGAGGAAGUUCCUCCUCGUCCUCAAAGCAUCAACGCCGGGACAAACAUCACCAGAAGAGCAGUGUAAGCUCCAUAGAAACGAAUCCCUCUAUUGAAAUGGUGGUGGAUCCUUCUCCGCAGACUAAGCCACAGUUAAAUACGAGUGAGGAGGAGCAGCACUCUCAGCCCAAAAGAGAGAAGGAAAGGGAGCACUCCAACAGUCACCAUCAUGGCAGUAGUUCAUCCUCCAGGCAUAAAAGCAAAAGAGAGCAUCAUCACCAUCGCGAGAAAAAGCGGCAUUCGGUGGCGGAAUCCACAAACACAGAUGAAGAACACACACCACAGCAGCACAAUCCUCACAGGAGAAUAUCGGCGGCAGGAAGCGGAUCUGCUGGAGAACUCAGCUCAGCUGCCACUAACACCUCGAGUGGAAAACCGCAUCAUCACCACCAUAGAAGAAGUGUGGAACGGAAAUCGUCGAGGGGGUCUGACGAAGGCCAUAUGUCUUCCUCGAAAUCGCUUCGCGCUAAACUGAUGAUGCUAAGCUCUGCAGAUUCUGACGACACGGAUGAUGCUUCCAAGAAGCACUCAAUUUUCGACAUUCCGGACGAUUGUCCAAAUGUUUCAAUGUACGACAAAGUAAAAGCUAGGAGCUGUAAGAAUAUGCAACGUCAGGCGGAGGAAAAGAAGAUCAAGGCGAAAUUCUCGCAGCUGAAGCAAUCUCGUGCCAAAAAGAAGCGCUCUACCAGCUAUGACGGGGAUUCGGACACGGAGUUCGAGGAUCGUCAUCAUCGGAAUAGUGGCAGUAGCAGUUUCCAUGGUCGUUAUCCUGGACUCUCUAGCAGCGAUGAUGAUGACGAUGAAGAGUGCCAUCAACGGCGGAUUUCUUCUGAUUCGGAUGCAGAGCCCGGAGAUCAGGAUCCACAGGAUACAAGCUCCCUACCUGGUAACAGGUUGCGUCAGAUGCAGCAGAACCUUAGGAGACUUUGCGAUGGGGACGAUAGCUCUGAGGAUGAGAUUAGAAGGAAUGUGAUGAGGCACAGUCAUCUGGGAAAGCGAAACUCGCACUCUACCCGGAUUGCAUCCGAUUCGGAGUCACAAUCCCUGCCAGCUCCUGAUUUGGCGAUUAAACAAGAACAACCCGCGGCUCCAGUCCAGGAAAUCAAGCGAGAGCAACUCUCUGACAGCGAAACAAAAUUCAAAUCCCGUCAUGAUUCCAACUCCUCGAUAGAAGAGCGCAAGCUGAAGACGGAAAGAGAGAUUAAGAAAGAGAUUGGAGAUUUCUACAAUUCAGCUGCUUACACAUACUCUGAUUCUGGGAAGACGAAAGAUUACUCUCCAGAGACUCGAAAGAAGCAUAAGAAGAGCAAGAGGCGCCUAAAGUCCUCUUCCACAGCGGAGACAUCUGCUCCUCCAACUCCUCUGCUGGUGACUCCGUCGACACCCUCCAUCUUUGAUGUCCACUCCUCGACCGAGUGCAAAACCAAGUUCGAUAGUUUUGAUGAUAUCAAAACUGAGGGUGCCUCUCUUCCAAUAGAAAUUGCAGCCAGUGAGAGGAGGAAGCACAAGGAGAGAAAGGAAAAGAAACGCGAAAAGCUGAGGAAUAUGACGGAGACCAAUAGCAGUACCAUUGUAAACAAUUUGCCCAUCACGAAUGAUACAGGAACAGAAAAAUUAUCAAAAGAAGAGCGCCAUCGUCUCAAGAAGUCUAAGAAAUCAAAGAGCCUGGAUACAUCCUCUUCCACGAAAUUAUACAACUCAGGAGUAGUCCGUCCUAAUGCUACUCCUAUGCCUGCCACACCCACUUCAGCUCCCGUGAUGACACAACCUUCAAAGAGAGGAGACGAUAAAAUGGAGUUUAUCUUUGGCAUCAUUUCUGAUGAGGAAGAAACCCAGUUUCCCGAACAACCAGAAAUUAAUAAGGACGUAAUAGCGAGCUGUGGCUCUACUACUGGCCCCAUUGUUUCCGCUGCUUUGCAAACCUACAAACAGGAACCUUCCACCCCUACCAGCAAAAAUCAGGAAGCACUUAAUCAAUUGCCAGUGCAGGAGGAUGAGCAGCAACAGGAGAGAAGUCGACAGACGGGUGGAAGCAGCUCUUCCUCUCAUGCGGAUAGGGAGAGACAUCGGAAGGAGAAGCGCGAGAAGAAGCGGCGCGAAAAAUCUCAGCGAGAACAGCAAAAUCAAGCACAACAGCAAUCCUCCAAGUCUGAGACCAAAGUGGAUGAUGAUAACAGCGUGGAUAUGGAUGAAGCAGGGAGGGCCCUAGAAGCUCAACUGAUGAUUGACUUUGACAGCAAGACGAUUCCAGAGGAAGCAACUCCUUCAACCGCCGCUACCUACAGAUCCGAUAUGGCGGAUGUGUUCCGAUUCUCCGACAAUGAAGACAACCAAUCAGUGGAUAUGAUUAAACAGGGCGCAAAACCGGAGCAGCUUGAGCAGCAUAAAAGCAAGGACAAAAAGAAGAAGAAAAAACGAUCCAAAGAGGAGAAGCAGGAGAAGAUGCUGCAACAACACCGCAGGGAUUCCCUGCCAAGUGUGGCGCCCACUUCAUCCGCUCCUCCUACUCCUGGUAAGCUGACUGUAAACGUACAAGCUGCCACCAAGCAUGCAGAAGAGCACUUGGACGCCAAGCAUGUUUCAUCGCCACCCUUGUGCAAACCAUCUCCCAGUUUGCCAUGUCUAAUAGGUGACGAUGACGAUGAUCUACUGCUUACACCAAAGGCAAAAGCUACGACGCCCACAAGCCGUGGAAGCGAUAGCCUCACUCCUUCGCGUGAGCAACCUCGUCUUAUUAGUCCUAUACCUAAAACUCCAACCAUUGCCAGCAGUUCUGUGCUGACCACUCAGUCUGCAGAGACUCCUGUGAGCAGUGGAACUGUAGUGACUUCCUCAUCUGCCUUGGCCACCACGCCCACAUCUUCCACAGCAGCGGGAGCAAGUGCAGCAGUAGCUGCAGUUGCAGGAGCGGAAAGUUCGCCCUCCAGUGCAUCUGCUCAAAGCAAGAAAAAGGAUAUCUUCAUACCUGGUUUCGAUGGUCAGCUGGAUGAUAGGAUUAGCGAAUCAGCUGUUCAAUCAAUUUCGGCAGAGUUUAAUUCAUCGUCUUUACUCGAUAACAUUGCAGAUGAGCCGAAAAUUCCGGUGGCAUCGCCUCCAGGUGCGUCUAAACCUUUGGAUAAGCUAGAGGAUAGCAAGUCCCGUGUGACCAUCUCUCAGGAAGAGACGGAGAGCGCCGUGUCCGCCCUUUUGGGUGAAAGUUUUGGAACUUCAUCUACGGCAGAUUACUCUCUUGAUGGCAUGGAUGAAAUGAAUUCAGUAAGUGAAAUGGAAACUCCAGCUCUAGUGGUAGCAGAACCCGAUGAAGAAGCAGCUUUGGCAGCCAAAGCCAUCGAGACAGCUGGGGAGCCUGCAGCGACUCUGGAGGAACCAGAAAUCGAGCCUGAGCCAGAACCUGAACCAGACCCCGAGCCUGAUCCAGAGCCUGAAUCUGAAUUGGAACCUGUCGCAGAGGUCGGGGAUCCCGAUGAACUCAACAAAGCGGUGCAAAGCUUAAGGCACGAGGAUAUGAUGGACAUCAAGGCUGAUACACCGCAAUCAGAGAGAGAUCUUCAGAUUGAUACGGACACAGAAGAAAAUCCUGACGAGGCGGAUAGCAGUGGACCUAGUCUAAAGAUUGAUGAAACGGUGCAGAGCUCCUCGUCGCCGGAGAAGUCUAUUAGCCAUACUUCUGGCAGGGAAAUACCAAAACCUCAGGAGGAGUCUAAACCCAAGCCUAGCAAGGAGACCCCACAACAACCUUCUGUGAUUACCAAGUUGCCAACCUUGGAACCGCCAAAGGCGGCACCUGUAACUGGAACGGGCUUACCCUCCUCCCCUGCUAAGAUUGAGCCGCCAACCAUCAGUAAACUUCAACAACCUUUGGUACAGCCCGUGCAGACUGUCUUACCUGCCCCACACCCAGCAGGAAGCGGCGUAAAUCCAACACCCCUUAUCAAUUUGGAUCUGUCCAAUGUGAUGAGCAACUGCUCUAGCUCUAACUCCAGCACGGCUUCUACAACAGCUUCAGCCUCUGCAUCAAUCUCAUUUGGAAGUCCAACUCCAAGUCAGAAUACUAUGCCACAGGCUUCGACUCCCAAGCAAGCUCCACUUACAUCACACCAAACACUACGAGCCCAAUCCCUGAUUAUGCAACCACCCACAAUAUCCAUACCAGAACCGACUCCCCACUUUGUGGUGCCCACAAUGGUACUAUCUCCACAUCAGCAACAGCAGCCUCAUCACUCCCAGCAACCUGGAACUUACAUGGUUGGCAUUCGGGCUCCUUCUCCACACAGUCCGCUCCUUUCACCAGGACGUGGUGGUUCUCAAAACCGCCUAGUGGGUCAGUUGAGUCCUGUUGGGCGACCGGUGGUAAACCAACCGCCACCUCAGCAACAGGUUCAGCAACAUACGCUGAUAACCAGCCCGCAGGGUAGCAACAUAAGCCCAUUAGCAAGCCCUACAACGCGAGUAAUGGCCGCCAACAACUCGCCUUCAGCCAACAAAGCCAACAGUUACCAGCCAAGAAGCCAGCAACAACAGGUUUCACAGCAGCCUUCGCCUAAACCUAUGAUUGAGGUGCAGAAUUCAUCGCAGUUAAUGGCAAUUCCCCUGCAAAAAAUGCCAGCGUUGCCAGUGCCUCAUCACCCGACAAUUAUAAGCAAGGUGGUCACAGUGCAGCCACAACAGGCCACUCAAUCCCAGGUGGCCAGUUCGCCACCUUUGGGCAGUCUGCCGCCUCACAAGAACCUCAAUGUGAAUGCCCAGCAGCAACACCACCAGACCCAGCAGCAGCAGCAUUCCCCGCAAAUGAUGGCCAAGAUGACAGCGCAACACCAGCAGCACAUGCAACAGCUUAUGCAUCAGCAGAUGAUACAGCGACAACAACAGCAGCACAUGCAACAGCAACAACUUCAUGGUCAGGCGCAACAAAUCACGCCAGCUCAGCAACACCAAAUGCAGCAACAGCAUCAGGCUCAGCAACAGCAUCAGGCUCAGCAACAGCAUCAGGCUCAGCAACACCAUCAAGCACAGCAGCAACAUCAGGCACAGCAGCAACACCAAAACCAGCCACAGUUAAACCAACAUCACGCUCAACAGCAACAUCAGGCUCAAAAACAGCAUCAAGUUCAGCCACAGCUCAACCAACAACACCAGACCCAGCAGCAAGCACAGGCCCAACAGCAGCAUCAAGUUCAGCAACAGCUCAACCAACAACACCAGACCCAGCAGCAAGCACAGGCCCAACAGCAGCAUCAAUCUCAGCAGCAGUUAAACCAACAACACCAGGCUCAACAGCAGCAACUGCAGCAAAUACAGAAAUUGCAACAUCAGAUCCAUGGUGCCCAGCAACAGCAACAAUCGCCUCAGGGAACUGGCCAUUUGGGAGCCCCCUCGUCGAUGUUUGCAACACAGCAACAUCAUACCCAGCCUCCAUCACGAGGAUUGACUCAGCAGCAACCUCCGCAACAACUGCCGCACAGUCCACCAUGCAAACCAAAUACUUUGGUUUCAGUGCCUCAAGUCCAAGUGCCCCAGCCUGCAGCAAUAAUAACCAAAGUUGGACCCCAAGCACACGCACACCAACAUCAGCAACCACAUCAACCACUACCGCCAGUAAACCAUCAUCAAAAACCACUGUCUUCACCUGGAGGAAAUCUUCCUGUUCAAUCGCCACACAACGUUAUCCAGAAUACACCGAAGAUGAUUGUCCAACAACACAUUGUACACCCACCAAGCCAAGCACAACCUACUACAGCGAAUGUCGUACACUAUCUUCCGGGCCAGAGCAAGGAGAAUCCAGUUCCUGGUCCUGUGGAACCAUCACCGGCUAUGGCAAAUCUCAAGGCAUCGGAAAGUGUGUCGGUUAUUCGCACACCUACUCCAACCACCAGUUCGGCAGUGAUCUCACCAAAAACUGGGGCCUCCCUGUUAACUGAAGAAAAUCUGAUUAAGAUCUCGCAGCCGAAGCAGGAUGAGCUAAUCGAGCAGGAUUCCAAGGAAGUUGACAGCGAUUACUGGUCAGCGAAGGAGGUGAAUAUUGACAGUGUGAUAAAGAAACUAGAUACUCCAUUGGUUAGUAAGGAAGAGAAAAGGCCAGUCGAGAUGCAGACAAUUGCAGCGGCUCCAAUUCCAAAUCCGCAAUCUGUGGAUCAUGCUGUAGUUGAAGACACUCAUAUCGCAGCUCCCUCGGCGAGUGUGAACAGCUCCAACGAUCAUGACACAGAGGACGAAACGGAAACAAGACAAUUGCCGCCAGCAAAGCCUGUCGUACCCACUGUUGGAAGGCCUCCGGGAAGGGGUGGCAGCGCUAAGCGAGGACGCCAACCGAGGGGAGCGAAAAAGUUGGGAGGAUUCCCGCUAAAUGCAGCAACAGCAGUCCCAGGAGCGGAUUCGGGAUUGGUAUUACAGCCUGGUGACAAUGGAGUGCAAACCAGGCUGAGAAAACCUGUUACAGCUCCUGUGACCAGAGGCAGGAAAGGACGUCCUCCCAGGAAUCUGCUUUUGCAGCAGCAGCAACUCCAGCAGCAACAGCUCGAUCUGCAGCGAAAGUCCAUGGAAAUGGUCGGAGGUAGCACACCUGCAGUUGCACCUCCAGCAGUUCCUAAUCCUCCAAAUCCUGUGCUCACAGCUGCAGAAAAGAAAGCCAGAAAUCAAGCUAUGACUCAAGCGCAAGCCCAACAUCAAGUCGGAAGUCAAGUGGGAACUAGUCAGGAUAUCUACGAAUUCCAUGAAGACACUGGUGAAGAACCAAAGGGCAAGACAAAUUCGGCUAUUGCGCCACCUGCAGACGAUCAGCGACCCCGGCUGAUUCUCACCAUCAAUAAAACCCAACCAUCGAUUAAGAACAGUAUUGAAGUUGAGCAACCUGUGCAACAACAGCAACAACAACAACAGCAUCAGCCUGACGUUGCAUCGCAAGUGGAUCCAAUAGGAGGGGAUAACUCCGAGGCCAGUAACACACGCAAAUCUCGCCGUCUACAGGAAAAGGAGGAUCGUAGCACGGUAGACGAUAUCAUCGAAGAUGUCGUGCGAAAUACCAACACUCCAACUGGUACAGGACAGCAGUUGCCAAAAGGAGCCCAAACUCCACCACGACGUUCUGGCAGAAAUACGCAGGCCAAGAAGACGGAUGCAGUACAACCCGCCAACGCAGUGGGUCGCCCAAGACGCUCAAAGGACAGAAAGACCAUUGGUGAACCGCCAGCAAGCUUGAUGGAGGAGGCAAUCGCGCCCAAUCCAACGGCUGCAACUUCUGCAUCCAGUCUCUUGCCGCCACCCGAAGCAGUUAAUAUCCAACCACAUAUGCCGCAGUUGGACAGUAAGGAAGUGGAACCAGUACAAGUUGUUGCACCGACUCCUACGUCAACUUCUGUGGCCGUGUCUAUUCCCGUUCCAGCUCCCACGCCUGUCAUGGUUCCUCCCAAGCCCACAAUGCCUCAACAUCCCAAGAAGAAAGCCAUUGCGGCGGCGGAGAUUGAAUCCUAUCAGGCCAUCAACUCAUCCAUUCCCAGCGGUGGGUUGCCAAUGCAUCAGACUGCCGCCCCUGCUACUCAAAAGAUCACUGGUGGGGCAGCGGAUGCGGUCAGCAAGGCUCUGGUUGAUCCCGUCACGGGAGUUAUAACCGCAGGAAUGCCUCAGGGCAAGGAGGGCAAUCUUCCAGCUGCCACCGCUGCUGCUCCUGCCAACAGCAGCAAUGAAGCUGGUCCAACGCUUCAUAUUUCUCAGCAGCAGCAACAUCCACCGCAAGCACCACAGCAACAAGCAAAUUUACAGAUCAGUACCACUGUGAUUGCUUCUGGUGCAGCACCACCGAUUACGGCAUUGGGAAAAUCAGUGCAACUUGAGUCCGCAGCAUCAGCGGCCCUGCUCAACAAAUCAGUGAGUGUUCUGGUAAAAGGAAACCCCACUCAACAGGUGAUUCCGCAGCAGCAACUCUCUCAGAUAGUGGCUCCGCCAAAGCAACCCAUUGUACUGCAGUCAAAUCCCCUUCCCACUGUGCUGCAACAUGCUCAGCACAGCAACGUGCGACCACCUCAACCACUUAAGGCUCACGUACUGAACAGGGAAAAGAAUCUCCAGCAGCAAUUGACGCCCACAAAACAACCAGUAGCUCAACCCCAGCAGCAGCAGCCACAUUCCACUCACAUGUUGCUGACAGAUACGCCAGUAAAUCAACAGCAAUUGCAGCCCCAGAUUAUUGCACGUCAUCUGCACCACCAACAUCUUGUGGUAAACGUGCCGCCACCGACAGCACACUCGCCGCAUUCGCCUAGGAUUUCCGGUCAGCAACAACAGUUGGGACCGGGAGCUACCGUGAGUCCCCAACAGCAGCAGCCACAAACGUUGGUGAUCAAGCAAACGUCUUCGGCUACGACACCACAAAUAUUGCAUGUGGUGAGUUCAAAGGCUUCAGUGGUAGCGCAGCCGCAACAGCAGCAGCCGUUACCCCCUUCGUCUGCAGGAGCUCAUAUUCAGCUGGGCAAGCCGAACUAUGGCUACGCACCCGCUGUUUUACCACCCACUUCAUCGGCAUCCGUUCAACAGCAGCAUCUGUACAAGCAAUCCAAUCAACAGAAGGGAACUCAGAUGCAACUGCCCCUUCACAGCAUGAUAUUGCCCACCCAUCCUGGGAUGCUGCAGCAGAAACUACCAGCACAUCUGCAGCCGCAGCAGCAUCAGUUGAAUCCUUCGCCGCCGCCUGGAAAGCCAAAUCCUGUAGUGCACAACCUGCAGGCUGGACAGAUAAUGCCAGGAGGUGUGGCAAGUCCACCGCCGGUAUCAGCUGCAGUGUUGAAAUCCGCUCAGCAGCAGGUUAAUACCUCCGUCGGACCACCUGGGCUGCGCACUGCCAUACCGAAUAUAAGUCCGCAGGGUCAGCCAAGAGUUUCGCCCUUGGUUUUACCACCCGGAAUGACCGGAGUGCCACCUUUUGACGGAAGUCUGCACGACCUGGGCGCUUAUGUCGGUGGACGGCGAACCCAGAGUCCGCCUCCUGCUCAUCAGCAGGCAUCGCCUAUAACACCGAACGAUUCAACCUAUCGAGGAGUGGCUGCUUCCAGGGACUUUAUGCUCUACCAGCACCACUUGAUGCGAGGUGGCGACUACGAUGACAAGAUGAGCAACAGUCCGCCGCUAGAGCUAAGACGACCCGGCAGUGGCCCUCCAAGGACCAUCGCAGUGCCACACAGUUUGCAAAGUCCUCAGGAUCGCACCGCAGCUGACUCGCCGCAAAUGGCGCAGGUUUAUGUGCACAAUUCCCGCAUUCCACCGGCGCACUUUAGCGAAAUCGCAUCGCGAGGCUUGUACGAGAGUGGUGGCUUACAGCUCGAGCCGCCGCCGGCCCAUAGACCAACAGCUUCUAUUAGCGUGGUGGUGCCACAACAAAUGCCACCUGUCUCCAGCGGAAGUCCAUUUAUUGGACGCGAUGGCAACGUGCAGCCGGGAACCCACCUUCACCCAGGCAAGGCAAUGGAAAUGCAGUUAGAUGAUCUGGACCGCAUGUCUAUGAUCGCAGCUGUCGUCAAGCAACAGCAGGAGCAUCUACAACCUGCUCUGCACGCUGGUAUGGAACUGGUCACCCAGCAGGCUCCACCAGCCAUGGCUCCACCUCCGGGUGAUUCGCUGGUCACUCUUCUGCAACGCUAUCCAGUAAUGUGGCAGGGUUUACUGGCCCUAAAAACUGAUCAGGCCGCUGUCCAAAUGCACUUUGUGCACGGAAACCCGAAUGUAGCAAGAGCGUCGCUUCCCAGUUUGGUGGAGACCAAUACCCCGUUGCUCAGGAUUGCGCAGAGAAUGCGACUGGAGCAGACACAGCUGGAAGGAGUCGCCAAGAAGAUGCAGGUUGACAAGGAGCAUUGCAUGCUUUUGGCUUUGCCAUGCGGAAGAGAUCACGCCGAUGUGCUUCAGCAUUCAAGGAACCUUCAGACCGGAUUUAUCACCUACCUGCAACAGAAAAUGGCCGCCGGCAUUGUAAACAUACCAAUUCCAGGCAGCGAGCAGGCGGCCUACGUUGUGCACAUCUUCCCGGCAUGCGAUUUUGCUAACGAGAACCUGGAGCGGGCUGCUCCAGAUCUCAAGAAUCGCGUGUCCGAGUUGGCACACCUCCUGAUAGUCAUUGCCACUGUAUAAAUCGCAGAACAGGCUACUUACUGAUAAAACAAAACAAAUUGAAGAGAAAGGCCUAAAAACAACCGGAUUUUAAAACCCACAGAAAAAUACAACUGCAAAAAGUAAACCAGAAAGAAAAAUUAAACCAUCAAAAACAAGAUACGCUCUUCUAGUAUUUUAAGUAAUUUUAAAUAGCGAUUAAACAAGCAAAAGUUUAAAAAAGCAAAGCAAAACGAUACAAAAAGAACUUUAACAAGCUGAAACAAGAUGCAAACUUUAUUGAAUAAACAAAUGCAAGAGAAGCAGAAGAACAUUGAGGCCAAGAUCACAUCUUACCGUAAAGAGACCCGCAAGAGACUCAAACAAAGCGAAAAAUCCCAUAAAAUUCCGACACUUUGAAAGCUGAAGCAAAACGAUGAAUAUUUGUCAAAAUUAAUUAUUUAACUCUCCCUAAUUUAAAAACAUUAACAAAAAGCUUGCAAAGUAUCGUUAAGUUUGAUCUCAAGAAAGAAAGUUUUAUUUUUGCUUAAUUUAAAAUGAAAGAAACACGUAAAAAACACGAACACCUACACAUGCAAAUUGAAAGAAAUGUUUAAGAAAGCUUACAACAUAUUAACUGUUUACUGUACUAUGCAUACUACUACCCAUACAUAAUAUUAAUAUCCGAUCCUAUCCCUAACACGAUUAAGUUUUAAUUGGUGUAUAACUUUCGACUACUUCGAUAGGAAAGUUACUGCUCCGCGUUAUACAAAGUUUCCGCCCCGAACGACCAGACGUUUUAUUUUAGACAGAUCGGUUCCUUGGCUCUAUGGUAUGCCUUCCUAUAAAACUAGUACACGGGGCCUGACAUAGACCCAAAGAACACUAGAUGGGACUGUCGCCCAUGCUGUUGAGCACAAUUAGGUUUAGAGAUGCGCCCAGAGGCUUUCCUACGAUAGCAUACACACACAUACAUUAUGCAUUACAUAACAUUAUCUAGACGCGUAUUUAAUUAUAAUCAAUAUUUUAAGCCAAAUACUUUAAAGUUAAGACACGUUUUAUUUCGUGUUGCUACUUUCGCUCUGCACCAGAGUUUCUUCUAUUCUCUUACAAAUCCUGAUAGUUUCCGACUCGACGCGGACGGUAAUUUUAUUUGUUAUUUCCUACCUUUUGUUUCUAUUUUAUAUUUUUUUAUUACCACCACCACUGCCACAAAACGAAAUCUAAAAAUCACUGGUCUACAUCUAAACUUAGGCGUUACGAUCUCCCCCACUUAUUAGUUAUUGAGCGCGAAACUUUGUACAAUGUUGGGCAGUUUCUGGGCCUUCUUUAUGCUGACACCCCACAAGAACAUUUACACAUAAACAUACCCUUCACAAUAUGAUACAAUAACCUAUAUAGUACCCUCUCUGAACACUCCUUAAACUAAAUCGUAAGUUUUCACACGACUUGUAAAUUUUGUGACCGAAAAGAUAAUAUGAAAAAGAAAAACCGAGUAAAAGAAAAGAAAACAAAACACAACUGUAAAAUAUUUAAAUUAUUUAGACUCUAACAAAUAUGAAAUGUAAAUACAGUUUAAUUAGUGUUUAGCUCGUAUUUAGUUGUAUGUUUUAAAACUAAACUAAAGAGAAACAAACUGUACAUUAUAUAACAAAUUUAAAGAUACGAGAUAACAGAUCAAUUCAGCAAUUGGUCACCCAGAAAUAGAAAUCGAUAAAGAAAAAGAAAAAAAGCGAAAUAAGCAGCAAAGAAAACACAAUUUUCAAGUUGAAACAGAUGAAGCGCUGUUAAUCAUAUGUUAAUGUAUAAGUUGUAUGAUUUAAGAGACUUUAGUUAUUUUCUAAGUUACUUUGAAGAAUCCGAUUAAAUUACACUUAUUUCUUACACUUGGUUUUGUUUUUAUUUUCGCCCUUCAGAUUCUAUAGGUUUCUUGGCCCGUAAAACAAAAUCGAACCCCAUAGCGAAAUGCAACUUAUACAUACAUAUAUACAUUAUAUAUAUAGAUGUUAAUGUUAUAACUGUAAUUAAAUAAAUUCUAUACCUAUGCAGUA